UCAAUGUCAAACUAAAUAAAAUAAAUAAUGUUUUGAGGUGUUGAGUGUGUGAGAUAUUUUCUUAAAAUAAAAUUACAUAUCAAUGUUUAAUUGAUUUUUUAAGGAUUGCAAAAUACAAUUUUUUAAACUGCUUACAAACUCAAAUAAUAAUCGAGAAUGUCGAUGCAGUGUCAAUUAUGGAUGGGCAGCCUGGAGCCGAAUAUGACGGAGAGUUUUAUAAUGGCUGCAUUUCAUCGGAUGGGACAGCGGCCGCUGGCUGUUAAAGUUAUGAGAAAUAAAUUUACGGGCGAACCUGCCGGUUAUGCGUUUGUUCAUUUUCAGACUGACGAGGAAGCAAUAGAUACAAUGCAUAAACUGAAUGGGAAACCCAUACCCGGCACUUUUCCUGUGGUGCGCUUCAGACUAAACACUGCAUCACGGGAAGCUCGAUCUAACAUGCAACAGGAGAGAGAGUUCUCGGUGUGGGUCGGUGACCUCAGUCCUGAUGUAGAUGACUACUCACUAUACAGGGUGUUUGCUGGGAAAUACAAUUCAAUAAAAACUGCUAAAGUAAUACUAGACGGUUCAGGCUAUACAAAAGGUUAUGGCUUUGUAAGGUUUGGCAGUGAGGAUGAACAGCGCAAUGCUCUUUAUGCUAUGAACGGAUACACAGGUCUAGGCAAUAAGCCUCUAAAGAUAUGUACAGCUGUGCCCAAACCUAAAGGAGCUGUCACUACACAAAACACAGCACCCACUACAAACACACCAUCUUAUAGCAGUGGGACGGAAUAUAACCACUAUUACGACCCAACGGCCUAUUGGAACAAUUACUCAGCGUGGUCGGGUUACUACGGUCAGGAGCAGAGCACGGCGCAACCGCCGCAGCAGCCCAUCGUGGACACCACGCAGCCGCCGCCCGCCACCAAACCGCAGCAGAAUGACGACUUGGCGCUCGUCGAUCACAAGAGGUCAAUCGAUGUGGAUCAACUGAACCAAGAGUUUUUGGACCCGGAACUUUGUAUAUGGGACGCGCUCGAGUCGUCGCAAUGGUUCCCGCACGAAAUCGUCGAAGCGCACUGAUUAUUUAGGGAACAUAAUAGCAAUUAAGUUAAAUAAAAUUAUCAUAGAACAUU
Molecule: messenger RNA, 1112 nt
Organism: Bicyclus anynana (squinting bush brown)
Lineage: Eukaryota; Metazoa; Arthropoda; Insecta; Lepidoptera; Nymphalidae
Gene: Secp43
Product: tRNA selenocysteine 1-associated protein 1
Exons: 6
Coding region: 157-1059 (300 amino acids)
Molecular function (GO): RNA binding
Source: RefSeq, a predicted model, not a curated record